AUGAUGAGGUUUACACUGUGUCGAUUAACAAAGUCAGUGUCGUCAGCUAUGCGUAUUGUACCAAUACCAGCCUUGACGGAUAAUUAUAUGUAUCUGUUAGUGGAUGAAAGCUCUAAGCAAGCUGCUAUCGUCGAUCCUGUUGAUAUUCCAGCUAUACAAUCUGCACUGCAAACUAGUGGCACAGAACUAUCAGCUGCGCUCGUAACACAUCAUCAUUGGGAUCAUGCGGGUGAAACUGGUAAUUUAGCCGAUAAAUAUGACAGUCGUUUACCAAUUUAUGGCGGUGAUGAUCGCAUUUCCAAACUGAAUAAUAAAGUGAAAGAUGGUGAUACGUUCAAGAUUGGUUCAUUGCAUGUAAAAUGCAUCUUCACACCGUGCCAUACCACCGGCCAUAUUUGUUAUUUUGUCACGUCCGAAAACAGCGAUCAAAAAGUAGUUUUCACUGGCGAUACUCUUUUUAUUGGCGGAUGUGGGCGCUUUUUUGAGGGGAGCGCAACCGAUAUGCAUAAAGCUUUAAAUGAAAAACUGGCGAGUUUACCGGACGAAACGGAAGUUUAUUGUGGACACGAAUAUACAGUAACAAAUUUACGUUUUGCUCAAAGUGUUGAGCCAAAGAAUGAAGAGGUAUCAAAAAAACUUGAAUGGGCAAAAGCGAAACAAAAAAAUCACGAGCCAACCAUACCGUCAACAAUCGGUGAUGAAAAACGUUUCAAUCCAUUCAUGAGAGUUUCCAAAAGUGAAGAACUGCAAAAGUUGGCAAAAUCAACGGAUCCAAUCGCAGUUAUGGCGUUAAUACGUGAGAUGAAGAAUAAAUUCUCUUGA
Anisakis simplex (herring worm) is the source of this 822-nucleotide messenger RNA. NCBI's taxonomy places the organism in Eukaryota, Metazoa, Nematoda, Chromadorea, Rhabditida, Anisakidae. The record is from the annotation of a GenBank genome assembly.